Meloidogyne enterolobii is the source of this 1178-nucleotide messenger RNA. The record is from the annotation of a GenBank genome assembly. Lineage: Eukaryota; Metazoa; Nematoda; Chromadorea; Rhabditida; Meloidogynidae.
UCUGUUUCAGAGUGAGGAGGGGUAUUCAGAGUAUGUGAAUUUUCGACUUAGAAAAUUUGUUUUUUUUGUGAUUUUUUGUUUCUCUUCAAUUUUACGUUUUAAAGAAAAGAAAAGUUCCAAAAUGGAUAAUCCAAAAGGGAUAAGUUCCAAAAUGGAUAAAAAAUGGAUAAACAUUUCCAAAAUGAAUAAGUUGUAUACUUCGGAUACUUUUAAUACUGCGAAAGAGAAAAAGUACAAAUAUUUAUGGAAAUAUAUUACAAAUGAUCCAUUUAGAAAUCGUUGUGAAUCAAUUAAUAAAAUGCAAAUUUGAAUGGAAAGUGGUCAAUCUUAGACAAAUUUAUGAAGCUGUUCAACCUGGUAUAAAAACACAAUUAAUAAGCAGUCGAUUUCCAGGUUUCCAUGAAGUGGCAUGGGAAUUAGUUAUUGAAAUUCACAAAAUUAAAAAUUAUGAAGAGAAAGAAACUGUUAAUAUAUGGCUUCGACAAGUAGGCCCUUGUGCUAUAGAUGAUUUUAAUUGUCGUAACCCUUUUGCUAAAAAUUAUGUUACAAAUACAAAAUAUAAAAUUUAUGUUAUUAAAGAUAACAACUUUACGAUUAUUUCAAGGUUUUUAAAAUUUUUUAAAUAUUUUUCUGACAUAAAGCAGGCCUGUCAGGGGGUAUCAAAGAAUAAAUUGGAAGAUCAACAACAAAUAGGAUAUGUUCAAGUUUUGUUGGAUGACGUACUUUCUAAAGCAGGGGCAUGGUUUCCUAAUUUUAAGCUUUUGGAAGGAUUACAACUUUAUUGUGAGGUUAAACUUGUUUAUUUGGAUUCAUUGGAAAUUCUACAAAAAAAAUAUGCUUCGAUGUUUUAUAAUAAUAAAUUUACUGACUGUGUUUUUAAGAUUGGCGAUAAAACUAUAAAAGCACAUCGUUGUGUUUUGGUUCAAAGCAGUGAAGUAUUUAAAAAAAUGUUUGGAGAUACUGGUAUGAUUGAAGCGACAACUGGUGAAGUGACAAUCACUGAUGCUACUCCAGAAUGUUUUCGACAAUUUUUAUCGUAUCUUUAUACUGCCAAAAUUUUUAAAUAUACAUUUAAAAAAUAUGUUGAAGAUCUUUUUUCUCUUGCACACAAAUAUCAGGUGGAAACGUUGCAAUAUGAAUGUGAACGUUAUAUGGCAAGUUUGCUAAGUUUGUUUUAA